This is a messenger RNA of Carya illinoinensis, 5687 nucleotides long. RefSeq names its product disease resistance protein At4g27190-like. The transcript is spliced from 7 exons. NCBI's taxonomy places the organism in Eukaryota, Viridiplantae, Streptophyta, Magnoliopsida, Fagales, Juglandaceae. Bases 24 to 5363 code for a protein of 1779 amino acids. Gene Ontology annotation, molecular function: ATP hydrolysis activity; ADP binding. The record is from RefSeq and is a predicted model, not a curated record.
AAAAAAAAAACACUAGAACAAAAAUGGCGGAGAAUAUCGUUAUUUCAGUUGUUGCAAAAAUAGCAGAAUACACUGUUGCACCUGUUGGUCGGUGGCUAUGCUAUUCAUUUCACUUCAAUAGCAACAUAGAGAAUCUGAAGAAUCAGGAAAAGAAUUUGCGGGAUGCUAAAGACAGGGUGCAACACUCGGUUGAUGUUGCUUUAAGAAAUGAAGAGGAAAUUUAUCCUGCUAUUAGCAAGUGGUUAAUAGAUGUAGAUCGUAUUAUAGAAUUGGCCACCAGGAGACUUUGUGAAAGCGAAGAAGAAGCAGGUACGGGGAGCUCUAAUGCGGCAUGCCUAAACAUAAAACAACGGCAUCAAUUAAGUCAGGAAGCAAAGAAGAUCGUGGAAAAUAUUGCCCAACUUUUUGCUGAACUUCAUAACAAUAGAAACUUUGAAAAAGUUUCGCAUCCUACUCUUCCUUCAGAAGGAAUGGACUACAACAACAUAGAGAAUCUGAAGAAGCAGUUAGAGAAGUUGCAACAUGCACGAGAAAGGGUGCGACAUUCGGUUGAUGCUGCUUUAAGAAAUGGUGAGGAAAUUUAUUCUGAUGUUAGCAAGUGGUUGACAGAUGUAGAUCGUAUUACAGAAUUGGCCACCAAGACACUUUGUGAAAGCGAAGAAGAAGCAAGUACGAGGAGCUCUAAUGCGGCUUGCCUAAACUUGCAACAACGACAUCAGAUAAGUCGGGAGGCAAAGAAGAUGGCGGGUGAUAUUGCUGAACUUCUUAAAAAUGGAAAAUUCGAUAGAGUUGCCCAUCAUCCUCCUUCGCAAAACAUGGCACCUGAGCAAAACGAGGAUUACAUAACCUUGGGUUCUAGGAUGUCAGUUAUGAAGAGAAUUAUGGAGGCAUUGGGAGAUGCUAAUAUCAAGAAGAUCGGCGUCUCGGGGUUGGCUGGAGUUGGAAAGAGUACACUGAUGGAAGAAAUUUGCAGGCAAGUCAAGGAAAAAAGGUUAUUCGAUGAGGUGGCUCUAGCAAAAGUGACGGACAGCCCAAACCUAAGUCGAAUUCGAGAAGAAAUUGCAGAGAUGCUAAAUCUACAGUUCAAUUCAAAUGAAACUGAAAUCGGAAGAGCAAACCGUCUACGGACGAGGUUAAAAAAAGACAAUGAGAUACUUGUAAUCUUGGAUGAUAUAUGGAAGCAACUUGAUUUGAAUGCAAUAGGAAUUCCUUCCAGAGGAUGCAAACUACUACUGACAUCCAGAGAUCAACGGGUACUAGCUUCUCAUAUGGGCACCGAAAAGAACAUCGAACUCGACAUUUUAGGGGAAGAAGAAGCAUGGACCUUAUUUGAAAAGAUGGCGGGUGUUUCUUUCAAAGAUGAUCCUGAUUUGCAGAACGAAGCAAUUAAGGUAGCUAAAGAGUGUGCAGGUCUUCCGAUUGCACUUGUAACAGUUUCUAGGGCAUUAAAGGAUCAUAAGAGUUUGAGAAUCUGGAAGGAUGCCCUGGUGCAACUAAGAAGGCCCCCUUCAGAACAUGACACAGAAAUAUGGUCACCCGUAUAUUCUUGUAUAGAGUUGAGUUAUAAACAUCUUGUUGGUAAAGAGGUAAAAUCCCUCUUUUUGCUUUGUGCUCAACAAGGUUAUGUCAUCUCCUAUCGGGACUUGUUGAGAUAUAGUUUUGGUCUGCGUUUAUUCCAUGGCAUUGAUACGUUGGAAGAAGCAAGCAACAGACUAGAAAAAUUAGUUAGUAAUCUCCAAGAUUCUUGUUUGCUAAUACAAAGUCCACAUAGCUCCAAUGAAUUUUACAUGCAUGAUGUUGUUCGUCAUGUCGCUACAAUGAUUGCGUCAAAUGAUCAUAAUAUGUUUGUCAUGAGAGGCAAUGGUGGGCAAACAGCAUGGCCAUAUGUGGAUGCACUAAAAAAAUGCGAGGCGCUCUCUAUUCGUGGUGCACAUCAUAUCCAUAAAUAUCCCAAUAAAAUAGAAUGUCCUAAAUUAAGAUACUUUCAUGUCCAGUCUCCAUAUUUGAAACCCCCAAGCAGUACUUCCUUCCAAGGGAUGGACAAGCUCGAAGACAUUUUCUUCCAAGGGAUGGACAAGCUCGAAGUUCUGAGUUUGAAAAAUAUACAACUUUCAUCUCUUUUGCCACUUACAAACCUACAAACAUUGUGUCUAGAUAGAUGUACGUUGGGAGAUAUUCAUUGGAUAGGAAAACUCAAGACUUUAGUAAUUCUUAGUCUUGCUCGUUCUGACAUUUCAAAUCUCCCAAGAGAAAUAGAGUCGUUGACUCGUUUGCAGUUAUUGGAUUUGAGCUAUUGUUUCAGACUUAGAGUGAUUCCUCCUAAUGUCUUGUCAAGCUUGGUCGACUUAGAAGAGUUGUAUAUGCGAAAAAUCAAAGUCGAAUGGGAGGUUGAAGGACCCAGCAAUGAAGGAAAAAAUGCUAGCCUUGCAGAGCUAAAGAAAUUGUCACACUUGACCACCUUAGAGAUAGAUAUUCUGAAUGCCAACAACCUACCGGCAAAUUUGUUUUCUGAAAAGCUUGAGAGAUACAAGAUAUGCAUUGGAGAUACCUGGCCAUGGGAAACAUUAUUUAAGGAAGAGGCAUUCUCAAUAAUGUUAAAACUCAAAUUGAAUAUGAGCUUUCAAUUGGACUUUGGGAUCAAAAUGCUACUGAAAAGGACAGAAUAUCUUUAUUUAGACGAGUCGAACAGUAGUAAGAGUGUCUUAUAUGAAUUACAUAGAGAAGAUUUUCAACAAUUGAAGCAUCUCCAUAUCCAAAACAAUGGUAAUAUUAAGCAUAUCCCUGAGUUGAGGACACCGGAUGUAGCCUUUCCUAUCCUGGAGGUAUUUUUUUUGAAAAAUAUGUUCAGCUUGGAAGAAAUUUGUCAGGGCAAACUUCCAUUGUUAUCCUUCAAAAACUUGAAAGUUUUAGUGGUGGAGAACUGUGAGAAAUUAAGAUUUAUCUUCUCGUCAUCUAUAGCCAGAGGCCUUUCAUUACUUGAAGAAUUGAAUAUAACAAGAUGCAACAACAUGGGUGCAAUAUUCGUGAAAGAAGAAGAAGACGGAAUAGAAGAUCAGGGAGAUACGAUGUUGUUCGGUCGACUUCAAACCUUAGUGCUGAAAUAUCUUCCAAAGCUCGUGGGCUUCCUAAGCACAAAAGAUUCAUUCAUGGCUGAUUGUAGAGAAACCAAUUCAGAGGGCAACCAUGAUCUUCAGUUGCCACUUCUACAUCAUGAUCAGGUUUCCCUUCCUAGCUUGCAAACACUGUGUAUGGAGGGUCUACCCAAAAUAAAGCACGUAUGGAGCUGUGGACAAGAACCCAAAACAGUUUUCACAGGUCUCGAGCAAUUGAAAAUACUUGAGAUUACCAAUUGUGGGGUGGAGGAAAUUGUUGCAGUUGAAGGAGGAGAAGUAGUAGCAAUAAGGACUUUCGAGUUCCCUCGAGUAAGUACUUUGGAGCUUAGAAAUUUAAAAAGACUCAAGUGGUUUUACAAAGCAGUGCAUGUUUCAAAAUGGCCGAUGGUGAAAAAGCUGAAAAUUGAAAGAUGCGAGGAAGUUGAGAUUUUUGCUUCAGGAGUUGUGAGCUUUGAAGAAACCAUUAAAGAGAGGCAGUCAGAGAUGUCCAUUAAGCAGCCCCUUUUCUUGGUGGAUGAGCUCUCAUUCCCCAGCUUGGAGACACUGGAAAUACAACACUGUUGUUCGUUAGAAAUUAUAUUUGGAAAGCUGGAGGGGCGAAUGCACUCAUUCCCCAGCUUAAAGACACUGCUCAUUUCUCAUUGUGAAGGGUUGUUUCACGUCUUUCCAACGGCAAUAUUAAUGCGAAGUCUAACUUAUCUACGAAUAACAGACUGCUGUUCGUUAGAAAUUAUAUUUGGAAAGCUGGAGGGGCAAAAUGGUAAAGAACCACAAGUUUUAAUAUCCCCAGCAUCAGGGACAGAAGAAAGUGGAGCAACCACACACUUUGCGUCAACCCUCUCGUUUCCGAGCUUGAAGAUGUUGGAUAUUUGGAAGAUGGAUAAGUUGGAAAUUAUAUGGCAGGAUCAAGUUGCCGCGACUUCUUUUCCCAAUAUUCAAGAAUUGAAGAUUUUUUGUUGUAAAAAGCUGUUGCACGUCUUUCAUUCUAAUUUGCAUACAACAACAACAACAUUGAUACACAGUCUGACUAAUCUAGAUAUAAGCUACUGCAGUUCAUUAGAAACUAUAUUUGGAAAUAUGGAGGGGCAAAAUGGUAAAGAACCACAAGUUUUAAUGGCUCCAAGUUCAGGUACGGAAGAAAGUGUAGCGAGAGAAGACGGAACAGCUAGACAUAUUGAGUUCCCCAUACUAACUCGAUUGUCACUCAUUGCAUUGCCAAAACUCAAGUGGAUUUUUGAAGGAGUGCAUACUAAUUUGGAAUCAUGGCCUUCAUUGAAAGAAUUAUCCCUAGGGAAAUGUGGUGAACAAGUGAACAAAAUGAUUUGGGCUUCCAAAUUUGCAAGCAGCAGUAGUAGUCAAGAGAACCAACUCCAGACUUGCAUUCAACAACCCAUGUUCGUCGUUGAGAAGGGUACGUUCCCCAACUUGGAGCAUUUGUUAUUGGUCUUCCGUCGAAUAACCAUACGUCCCAGCAGAUUUUCAGAUUUUCCUGAUCCAUCUUUUCUUCUAACAAGACUGCCAAAUCUGUUGAAACUUAACGUAUACGAUAGUGUCUGGGAGGAAAUAUUCCCUUAUGAACUUGUUGAUCGAGAAAUACGAUUAAGACGACUAACGCUCUGUCGUCUACGUAUGCUUACACAUUUGUGGAAAGAAGACAGUACCCAGCCAUGCCAACUUUUUCAUAAUCUGCAAUACCUUGAUGUGUCACGAUGCGGCAAAUUGAAAAACUUAGUGCCAUCAUCGGUAUCUCUUCGCAAUUUGACAGGAUUGGAAAUAUCACAUUGUCACGGAUUGAUCAAUUUAUUAACAUCCUCAACAGCCAAAACUUUGGUGCAACUCCAAAGAAUGACUGUGAUUGAUUGCAAAAGGAUUACAGAAAUUGUAGCAAUGGAGGAUGGUGAAGCAAAUGUGGCGAUUACUUUCAACAAGUUAACAAGGUUAACACUUGAUGGCUUACCAAACCUCACACACUUUUGCUCUGGACCUUAUUCCUUUGGGUUCCCAUCUUUGGAUGAAGUAAUUGUGAGAUGUUGUCUUGAGAUGAAGACUUUCAGUCACGGAGUCUUAAGUACACCAAAGCUAACAGCAAUAUAUGAUGACAACCGUUGGAGUUCUAAGCUGAAUUUGCAUUGGAAGGAUGACCUUAAUACCACUACACGUUGUCUUUGGGAGGAGUCAAAUCAAUAUGAUACUCGAUUGUUAUUCAGAGAAAGGGUUGAGAAUUUUGAAAAAGAUGAAGAUCAUCCAUAAUGUGCAUGCAGCAGUCAAUGUUGAACUUAGUAAAGGCAGAGGACCCUUCAUUCUUUGUGGAUCCAAUGGUGAUAUUUCUUUCUUUUGAUGAAGUCAGUCAGGGCAGAGGACCCUUCAUUCCCAUUAAUGUUUAAUUAUGUUUUGCUUGUUUUAUUAUGUCUUCUUUAUUUUUAAAUCUCUCUUAUAUGUACGAGAGAAUGCCAAAUAAAAAAAGUUUGACAAUGUAUUGAUUUGAUAUAACUCCUCAUGAAGUACUGUAGUUAACAACUCUGAUGUUGCCAACAAAUAAACUUGAAUUAUAAUCUUUUGAUUAUAAUUUGACCA